Molecule: messenger RNA, 1311 nt
Organism: Rubroshorea leprosula
Lineage: Eukaryota; Viridiplantae; Streptophyta; Magnoliopsida; Malvales; Dipterocarpaceae
Source: the annotation of a GenBank genome assembly
AAUUGAAACCAACCUAAAACUCCUUUUUCCAUUAUUCUAAAGGUAGAUCCGAUUAUUGUUGAUUUAAACAUCGGACUGUCUACCCCGAGAAUCCACCUCAGGGCUUUGCAGGUUUAUUCAGAGUGAAGAUACGGAUUGAAGAAGGACUUCUGGUUUGGUGCAAUUACAUUUGGCGCCAUCUAUGGGAAUUCAAACUAAAAGCUCUCUUAUUGCUCUUUCAUCAUGGUUAACACUCGGUCUGUCUGAGUUGGAAGUCAAGCUCAGCCUCCUGCCCAAGGCCAAGCUCACUCACAAUUCAGCUCCCAUCCCAAACCAAGGUGAUGCAGUCGCAGCUCAGCUCACCGCAAUGCAACAACAGUUUGGUGUUUUUCAGUUGGUCGUGGCUCAACUUUUAACUCGGAAUAAUCCUGGUGAUCCCCUCAUUAAUCUACUCAACCCUACUCAACCCUACUCAAUAACCUCUAGUUCAACAGUAAGAGCUCCAACCAAUUCAACAUGCUCUUGCCUUCAUCUACCUCCGAGAUCUAUUAGUUCUUAUAUAGAGAUGACAUCUGCUUUUGUGACAAAGUUUUCUAGUAAGAGGUUGAUUCAGAAAACCACUUUUGAGUUGAUGCGAGUCAUGCAGAGAGAUGGAGAAUCUCUGAAGAAUUACAUGAGCAGAUUCAAUGAUGCAAUUCUGGUGGCUAGCUCAUUGGAUCAGGCUGUGAGAAUUGUGGCUGUAAUUCAAGGUCUUAACCAUGAAAGAUUCAGGGAUAGCUUAAUUAAGCAUCCCACUGUCACUUUUAACGAGGUUAAUGACAGAAAUUUGAAAUUCAUAACUGUUGAGGAGUAUGCCUUGUCACAGAAGCCAGUUCCUACUAAGAAUCAAAACCCAGCUUGGAGAGAUGAGGGCCAGAGUAGAAAGUGGAUGAAGACAAUACAGAAUCGAGGUCCGAUGUCAAUCCCCACGCUGAGAUUCGAAAGACUGAACUCGGUAACUCUCCAACAAACUUCCAACCAAGCACCAGUUACAUGGACUCCUUUCAAUCUGCCAAGGUCGUAGAUAUUCAUGCAGAUCAAGAAUAAAAUGGAUUUGAGGCGACCAAGGCCAAUGAAAAGUUUUGCUGCUACAUGUGAUCAUACUAGAUAUUGUGAUUUUCAUUAAGAUCACGGCCAUACAACGAAGGAGUGUAAUAGUUUGAGGCUCGAAUUGGAAAGUCUAGUUUUGAAGGGAAUGUUGAAUGAAUAUAUCCAGAGAACAGAGCAGCUGGAGUUUGUUAGAGAACAGGGGCUACAGCCAUAAGGAUCUUGUAAUACAGCAAAUAGGCAAGG